GCGACAGCACGUGGGACCACCCCUGCGACGCGAAGUACCGCGCGCUGGUGGCCGAGGAGCGCGCGAAGGCCGUCCCUGGCCUGCAGCCGCCGGGCGCCGCGGGCGCGCCGCGCGGGGCAGCAGCCUGCGACGAGGAGGCCGAGGAGGUGGGCACGGGGCCCGACCUGGAGAGGAUCCAGCGAGUGGCCAAGGCCGUCAGGGCCGCGGAUGCGGCCGCCAAGGGGAAGGCCGCCGCGGGGGCCGCGCGGCAGGCGGAUGAGCCGCUCGAGGGCAGCUGCAGCGCCAGCGCGUCCAGGGAGAGCGUGGACCGGUCGACGGAGGCGCCCCGCGCGGCCGAGGGCCUCCCUGGCGCCGCCGGCGACGCCGCGGCGGGCGGUGCCGCCCUCGCCCCGG
Prorocentrum cordatum is the source of this 393-nucleotide messenger RNA. The record is from the annotation of a GenBank genome assembly. NCBI's taxonomy places the organism in Eukaryota, Dinophyceae, Prorocentrales, Prorocentraceae.